This is a messenger RNA of Apodemus sylvaticus (European woodmouse), 1095 nucleotides long. RefSeq names its product proline rich 19 (gene Prr19). The coding region runs from base 1 to 1095 and encodes 364 amino acids. The transcript has 2 exons. Lineage: Eukaryota; Metazoa; Chordata; Mammalia; Rodentia; Muridae. The record is from RefSeq and is a predicted model, not a curated record.
AUGGACCCUCGGGGACCAGUCCCUCAGUCUUUCCAGCAGCUUGAGAAACCUGGCCGAAUUCGCCGUCGCAAGACCAGGAGGGAGCGAAAUAAGGCCCUAGUGAGCAGCCACAGGCCCUUGGCCCGCCAGGAUCCCCCCAUAUCCAGUCGGGAUCCUUGCGUAAUCCUCCAGGAUCCUGUGGCUUCUGUUGCCCCCAAGCUUGUUGUGAUAACUCAAGGCAGAUUGAGUCGGGAGCACCGGGGUCUUUUCAACCACGAGGUGAAAUCCCUGGAUGUGACCCGGCUGCUUAACAGAGGCUCCUUGGAAUCAUGUACCCCUCUGCUACCAACCAAGUCCUCCUGCAGCCCAGCCAGAGUCCAAGAACCAGACCUUCAGUCAAAAGGCAAAGAGAACAAGGUUCCAGGAGGCUCAGGCCCAGGUCCACCAAAUUCCCCAGAUCCGCCUGUGUUGGGGGAACUGCUGGAGGAGCUACAGUGUCAGCUGAUCGUGCCACAAGCCUUUCCCAGGAGGAACCUAGUGCAGGAGGCCAGAGACACCAUCAUAAGAACCUUACAGGGCUGCCAUGGCUGUGUGCCUGAUCUUGCCCUGGUGCUCCGAGGGUGCCAGCAACCCUUGCCUGAGGCCAAGCCGAGGGUCCCUGAGAGACAGAGGAUGGCACCUUCUUGUCUCAGCGUUCCUGACCAUGCUGCACGGGAGGGAAGGCCAAGGACUCAGCCGGCAGCAAAGGGGUGCAGCUCCGCCAUGCCUCACCCUUGCAGCAGCACCGCCGCUGCACACAGGGCCGGCCAGGUGCACCCUCCAGAUCGCCAACUGCCAUUCCUGUCGUCCACAUCAUCACCAUCUGGAGCAGCUUGGGGUCCCCCAACAGCUUUUGAUAUGCUGAAAAGCAUCUGGCUCAUAGCCACACCACCCCCUCCCCAGCCCUGGGAUGUCUGCCCACCUCAGCCCCUACCUCAGCCACCAUCACCCUUGUUACCCAGAGCAUCUGCCUUGGACUGGAGCCCCAACCCUCCUGCCCCACUGCCCAGUCUCUCCUGGGUAGUGACUCAGAGCAGUCCAGAGGCUUGGUCCUUCCCCCCAAUGAGACUAUACUGA